Molecule: messenger RNA, 1137 nt
Organism: Ambispora leptoticha
Lineage: Eukaryota; Fungi; Glomeromycota; Glomeromycetes; Archaeosporales; Ambisporaceae
Source: the annotation of a GenBank genome assembly
AUGUCUCGCCAAGAAUUAAAAGUCAAUGGUGCCAUUUCUGCCGUUAAAGGUAUCGAUGCGGAAACAUCGAAAUCUUUCUUCCACCCGAUACAAAAUCCAGCAACCGGUACCGCAAUAUCCGAAAACCCACCACCAUUGUUUCAACCAUUAACAAUUCGUGGUGUCAGAUUUGCAAAUCGAGUAGUUGUAUCGCCAAUGUCUACUGCAGUCUUGCCCAAUGGCAGAAUAUCACCAGAAGAUAGUGGGAUUUGGGACGACAAACAUGUGGGGCCAUUAAAGCGUAUCGUGGAUUUUGCCCAUUCGCAGGGCGCAAAGAUCGGGAUUCAGAUUGCACAUGCUGGACGUAAAGCCUCAACAAGAUCACCGUUUAUAGCUGAACAAAAUCCACAGCUUUCACUACUUGUUCCCAAAGAAGACAACGGUUGGCCCGAUAACGUGGUUGGACCAUCGCCAAUUCCAUGGGACUCUAAACACGCAACCCCCGAUCAACUCAGCAUCGAUGAAAUACAUGAAAUCAUCGAUGCAUUCGGAAAAGCUGCCGAACGCGCAUUAAAAGCCGGAUUCGAUGUGCUCGAACUCCACUUUGCACACGGCUACCUUCUCACUGAAUUCUUUUCACCGUUGUCAAAUCAAAGAACGGACCAAUAUGGUGGAAGCUUUGAAAACAGAAUUCGAUUCGGUUUAGAAAUAAUAGAACGCGUACGUACUAUCUGGCCAGCUGACCGACCUCUAUUCAUUAGAGUCUCUGCGACAGAAUGGGUCGAUGAUGAAAAAUCUUGGAAGAUAGAUCAAACUGUGGAAUUUGCAAAAAUCGUAAAAGAACUUGGCGUGGAUCUAAUCGAUUGCUCAUCCGGUGGUAAUGUCAAUUAUCAACACAUUCCGGCGGCCAACCCAUUAUAUCAAGUCCCAUUCGCCGAACAAGUGAGAAAGGAAGCAAAUAUUAAAACUAGCGCAGUCGGAAAAAUCACCGAAGCUCAUCAAGCAAAUGAGAUUUUAGAGCGGAAACAAGCUGAUUUGGUGGUUAUUGGGAGAGCAUUUUUGAAUAACGCUGGUUGGGUGCAGAAAGCAGCUCAGGAACUUGGUGUUGAGAUUGUGUGGCCGAUACAAUAUCAUAGACGAGGAAAAUAUAGAUUAUGA